Messenger RNA from Anopheles moucheti, 2688 nucleotides. RefSeq names its product vang-like protein 1 (gene Vang). The record is from RefSeq and is a predicted model, not a curated record. Gene Ontology annotation, biological process: multicellular organism development; Wnt signaling pathway, planar cell polarity pathway; establishment of planar polarity. Gene Ontology annotation, cellular component: plasma membrane. Bases 22 to 1782 code for a protein of 586 amino acids. Lineage: Eukaryota; Metazoa; Arthropoda; Insecta; Diptera; Culicidae. The transcript has 2 exons.
GCCAACAAUACAAUCGUUUCGAUGGGCACGAUGAUGGAAACGGAGUCGGUUAAGUCGGAACCGGGCAGCAAAAGCAGACGAUCGCGCACAUCCCAAAAUCACCAGCAACAGCAGCAACAGCACAGCACACUCGGUUCCCACCGGACGCGUCAUUCGCAUCGAAACAGCAGCAACAAUCAUUCCCGCAGCGGUAACAACAAGCGUCCCGAUAUGGCACCGUUUCAGACGAGCGUCAACCUCGGUGACGAUGGCCGUGAUGGGCAGGAGAUCAUCGAGGUGUCGAUCCUGCCACAGGACGAAACGUGGGGCGACAACACAACCGCCAUCACGGGCAACACCUCCGAGCAGAGCAUCUCGAUGGAGGACGUCAGCUACUUCCAGAUGGCGGAUGAUCGUGGUGUUGGGUUCGCUUGCCAGCGGUACCUGGAGCGCGGGUUGGCCGUGUUGCUCUGUGCGGUCGCAUUCGUCGGUCCGCUGGCCAUGGUCGUUCUACCGCGGCUUGGCUUUUUCCCAUCCGCCUUCGAAAGUUUAGACCUCACCCAGAACGAACGUUUGCGACUGCUGGCCUGCAAUGCGGAGUGCAAAGGUAUGCUGGUAUCGCUGGCCGCGCGGCUGCUGCUGCUGGCGAUCGGGCUGUGGGCGCUGUUUCUUCGCCAGCCGGCCGCCAUCAUGCCGCGCAUCUUUCUGUUCCGUUCGUGCGCGUUGCUGCUCGUGCUGAUCUCAUCCUUCGCGUACUGGCUGUUCUACAUCGUGCAGGUGACGGAGGGUGCCCGCGCGAUCGUGUCCGGUUCGUCGGUGGUCGACUACAAAACGUUGGUCGCGUACGCUACCAGCUACUGCGACACGCUACUGUUCGUGCACUAUGUGGCGGUUGUGCUGCUGGAGAUACGCCACCUUCAGCCGCUGUACCAUGUGAAGGUGAUCCGCAGCCCGGACGGGGAAUCGCACAGUUACAGCGUCGGGCAGCUCAGCAUUCAACGUGCCGCCGUAUGGGUGCUGCAGCGGUACUACACCGAGUUCAGCAUCUACAACCCGUACCUCGAGCGGUUGCCGGUGUCGAAGGCCCAGCGAAAGGCGGCCGCCGUAUCGUCGUUCAAGUACUACGACGUGGACGGUGCAACACCGGCCCAGCAGCAGAGCCAAUCGCGUGCCGUGCUGGCGGCCCAUGCACGGCGCCGCGAUUCCUCCCACAACGAGCGCUUCUACGAGGAGCACGAGUACGAGCGGCGGGUGAAAAAGCGCCGUGCGCGGCUUGUAACAGCGGCCGAGGAAGCGUUCACGCACAUCAAGCGCAUGCAGCAACCGUCCGGUUCGCAGCAGCACGAGCAGCAGCAGGGCGACGGGGGAACCGCACCACCUGCCAUACCGCUCGAUCCGCAGGAAGCGGCCCAAGCAAUCUUUCCUUCGAUGGCGCGGGCACUGCAGAAGUAUCUGCGCGUCACCCGGCAACAGCCGCGCCACACGGUCGAAUCGAUCCUGAAGCAUCUGGCGCACUGUCUCAAGCACGAUAUGUCACCGCGUGCCUUCCUCGAGCCGUACCUCGUCGAGGCGCCGGUACUGCAGAACGAUAAGGAGCGCCGCACGAACCACAACUGGUCGCUGAUCUGUGACGAGCUGCUGUCCCGGCCGCUCUCCGACGGCUGCACCUUCCAGCUGAUCCAGAACGACGUGUCGCUGACGGUGUCGAUCCACCGGAUACCGCACUUCACCGUCAGCGAGGAGGUGGUCGAUCCAAAGUCGAACAAGUUCGUGCUGAAGCUCAACUCGGAGACGAGCGUGUGACCGGUGGCGGCGAUGCGUGGGGUGCGAAAUCGGACCGGGAAGCCACCGAACGCUGGUGAGCAACGGCGGGCAGAAAUAUUGCAUCAACUGAACCAUCUACUCAUUACCGUCAAAACUGUGUGAAGCAAUACGCAGGUGUAUCUUCACGAUCCGCACACUGCACGAACGAACCGGCGCACCCAAACGGCUUUUGGGAUGGACGUUUCUACCUCAUUCGGUGGUUUGAUCGAAUGACAACCGGAACGGAUCGAAUUUGUAGCCCGUACCCCCUCACGUCUUUCAAACGAACGCGAAUCAUGAAUCGUGACCGGCGUAAAGGAAGAAGCUCGAAUCGAAUCAUCCGGUACGAAACUGCGUUUUGUACGAUCCAAUCGGGUGUGGAAAAUUGCAUUCGCGCAUCCCUUCUUCCAUCAAUCAACGCGAUGCGGAAUGUGUAAUUCUGUGGGAUAUUAUACAAAAAGAAUCUUGGGAAUUUGCUUCCUUGGGUGGUGCACCGAUUGUGUCUUGUGUACACGCGUUUAAACAACUAUGCAAUUGUUUCCUUUGUAACACUAGAACUUCCAAUUAUGGGUGGUAAUAUUAUAAACAAUAAUAUUUGUUGAAGUUCCCGGUAUAGAAUAGAUUUGUAAAAGCGCCCGAACAGCGCCCUCUUCCGUAUAAUACAGGUACCUACCGCCAAUCUUAAGAUUGCUAGUGAGAGGUCCGGUAGUUACGCUUACCAGACAAAACAACGAUUCUAUUCCGGAACUCUAGUACCACGCGUGAACCUCUCCCCUAAAUUAGUGAUGCAAAUCAUGCUUCUCGCUAGAAGCACCAAUGUUGUUGUUCAUCGUCCAAAAGCAGAUUAAUAUGUAACGCGCGUUGAAGAUACAUUCCCUGUUUUGUCAUUUUGGACAACGUUCUCGU